AUGAAGAACCAGAACACAGCUUCAGACCAUUCUCCCAAACCUCGAAGAUUGAAAUCUCGCGAAGUGAGCUCUCGAUUUCUUUCUCCACCUUCAACUGCUUCCACCGAACCAGGAAUUCCAUCUCCAAAUCAGGUAACACUCUCGCCUCUCCGACUAACGACUGGAUCAGCCGCCGAUGUUCGGAAACAUCGAAACGUGGACGAAACAGCACUGAUCCGAGGGCUUUGGUCUUCCUCGAAUACUUCUCAAUCUUUGGGUAAAAAAUCGAGUACUCUAGCCGAUCAUCUUGGGAACGAGAGACUAAAGAAUCUCAUAGAGGGAAGGAACAGUGACGGAUCCUCUGCAAAUAACAACUCUCUGCAUCUCGCCAAACAACGGAGUUGCUCCGAAAUCAGCAGGUUCGAGAACGAAAAUAUGAACUCGAAAGAGAAUCAUCACCCCAUCACUGGGGGGCCAAUGAGAUGCACUGGAAGGUCGAGAUGUACGGGAAAGACUUGUUCUAAUGCUUCAUCUUCUAAUUCAUCUUUAGUUCCUGGAAGAUUGUCCAUAGAUGAAAAUGCUCUUGACCGGAGAUCUCGACGAUCAUCGAACUCUUUUAUCGACGUUCUUGACUCGGAAUCAGAAUGCAGUGAAGCCUUUUCUAGCACUGAUUUCGGUUCUCCCACCACGGGCAGAAAAUCAUCCUUAUCUUCGUCAAACUCGUCCUACCUUUCAUCAACAGCUAGCUCUAAGAGAUCCGGCAUGAAGGUAUCUUCAAGGUAUCUACACAAUUCAUCAACAAGACAACAGCAAGGAACUACCAAUUCAAACAUUUCGAAACAAUUACCAAAAGCUGCAAUGAUCAGGAGAGCAAAUUCACUAAAUUCACAUGAAACAUCAACAUGGCAAUGGGCGUUCUCACCAGGUCGAUCACUUAUGGAGACUAAGGGGAAGGCGUCGUCAUCUUCAAGCCCGAAGCCGCUAGAUAACUCUUUCAAAACAAACCGGGUUAAUAGUUUCUUCAAUUUGUUUAAGAGCAAAAGAUCUACUCCAUCUUGUUCUUCAUCCAUCGGACCAUCGGGGAUCACCGAAACUGCUCAUCAGUUUCGUCUGCUGCACAAUAGGUUGAUUCAGUGGAGAUACGUGAACGCCAAGACUGAUGCUAUGAAUCGAAAGAGGACUAGUCAAGCAGAGAGAAAUUUGUCAAAUGUAUACAGUAGUCUGUCCAAGUUGCAAUUUUCAGUGGCUCAAAAGCGUAUUGAACUCCAAAAAGAGAAGCUUGAACUGAAGUUGAAUGAAAUACUCAGUUCUCAAAUUAAGCUACUAGAAGCUUGGGGAGAGUUGGAAAGCCAUUAUCUCUUGGCGUUUUCCAUGACUAAAGAUUGCUUACAUUCAGUUCUUUGUAGGGUUCCCCUUGUAGAAGGCGCAAAGGUGGACUUGGGAUCGACAUCACUUGAAAUUGGGCAUGCAACAGAUCUUGCACUUUCGACUCAGACAAUGUUAACUAAUUAUUCACCUAUGGCACAGGAGACAGCUUCACUGCUCUCAGAUCUAGCAAAAGUGGUUUCUGGAGAGAAGGCGUUAUUGGUGGAAUGCUUUGAAUUACUAGAAGCAGUUUCUGAGCUAGAGAUACAGGAGAGGUACCUAAGGUGUAACAGUGUGCAACUGCGAUCAUUGCAACGACAAGAACAUAACCAGCAACUACAACAAGAUAUUGUUAUAUAA
This is a messenger RNA of Nelumbo nucifera (sacred lotus), 1704 nucleotides long. Its product is annotated as QWRF motif-containing protein 3-like. Gene Ontology annotation, cellular component: cytoplasm; nuclear microtubule. Gene Ontology annotation, molecular function: microtubule binding. NCBI's taxonomy places the organism in Eukaryota, Viridiplantae, Streptophyta, Magnoliopsida, Proteales, Nelumbonaceae. The record is from RefSeq and is a predicted model, not a curated record. Gene Ontology annotation, biological process: spindle assembly.